This is a messenger RNA of Penicillium argentinense, 1446 nucleotides long. Its product is annotated as Hsp90 co-chaperone CDC37. Gene Ontology annotation, cellular component: cytoplasm. Gene Ontology annotation, molecular function: heat shock protein binding; protein-folding chaperone binding; protein kinase binding. NCBI's taxonomy places the organism in Eukaryota, Fungi, Ascomycota, Eurotiomycetes, Eurotiales, Aspergillaceae. The transcript has 2 exons. Gene Ontology annotation, biological process: protein folding; protein stabilization. The record is from RefSeq and is a predicted model, not a curated record. The coding region runs from base 1 to 1446 and encodes 481 amino acids.
AUGGUGCUUGACUAUAGCAAGUGGGAUCAACUGGAGCUAUCCGACGACUCGGACAUCGAGGUUCACCCGAACGUCGACAAGCGCUCGUUCAUCCGGGCCAAGCAGGCCCAGAUUCACCAACAACGUGAGCAGCGCCGUCACGAUAUUAAGACCCUAAAGUACGAGCGCAUUAUCAACGAUGGCCUUCUGUCGCGCAUCGACAGGCUCCUUGAGUCCUUAAAGAAGCACGAGGAUUCCUCUGCUUCGCCCGAUGAGUUUAUCUUCGGAACCAUCAUGGAAUUCGCCAGCAACCCCUCCGAGGAUCAAGCCCCGCCGCCGCCGGAAGGAGUCCAUACACACGAGAAGGAACAACCAAAGUACUCGCAGAUGAUGGGAUCGCUUGUAGACCAAGUGAAGAAGGAAUUCGAAGACUCUAAGCCUGACAACCUCUUCAAGGCGUACAUCCAAGGCGUGGAGGGACACAAGAUCAAGGUGCAAGGACUGCAGAAGGAAUUGUUGACCAAGCUUGCCCAGCUUGAGAAGGAAGAGGGCAGCAAGAUUACCAGCGAUGGGCUGCAUGAGGGCUUUAACACCUCUCAUGUUGCCAAGGUUGCCGAGCAGCAGAAGGCCUCCGGGUCAGGAAAACAAACGGAUGUUGAGCUGCUGAACCCGAGCUCCUCAGGCCAGGCCUCCAGCAGCGCGGCCGAAAAUGACGACGAUGACGACCCUGCCAACGUGGAGAUCAGCGCCCUGGCUAAGAAAUUUGCGGCCCUGAAGCCGAACGAUUACGGCUCUUAUCUGCAGUUCAUCUCCGAGAACCCUCAAAUCGUUGCCGAGAAGGAGACAGACGGUCUUCUUGUUGAGGCAUUCAAUCGCCAGAUGAAGGGCGAUGAGGCUUAUGCCCGCCAGUGUGUCCACCAGGGCCUGCUUUUGCAGUACUGCCGUUCUCUCGGUCCUGACGGCAUCAAGCUCUUCUUCUCUCGUAUUACCACCAAAGAUCACCGUGCAGCCACUCUGUUCACCAACGAUGUCAAUGAGACCUACGGUCGAAUCAAGACCCGGUCAGCGGAACUCAGCAAAGAGUCCUCUAACGACCCCGCUGGCGUAGAGCAGAUCCAACUGCACGCCACUGACCCGAACACCAAGAUCACUAUCAACACCCCAGCCGCCAACAGCCAGGAUCCCGCAGAGAUUGAGGCACGCAAGCUCUACGAUGCUUUCCCUGCGGAUCUCCAGAAGGCUUUGGCCAGUGAAUCUCUGGACGAAGUAAACAAGGUUCUGGGCAGGAUGUCUGUUGAGGAGGCAGAGGUUAUUGUUGAGCAGCUGGGCAAUGGUGGUAUGUUGAGUUUGGAGGAAGGUAUCAUCGAUGGUACUACCGAGGAAGGACAGAAGAGGCUGAAGGAGAUUGAGGAGGAGAGUAAGCAAGAGAUCGGUGAGCCUGGUGGUGAUGUUACGGAGUUGGAUUGA